GAUUUGAUAAGCUAAAUAUUAAAAGACAGCACAACUUUUUAGUAGUCAUAACACAUAUAAGGCAAACAUGAAGCUGCUUUGUACAAGAGUUUUGGCUUUGCUGCUACUAAUGCCAUUAGAUAUACACAGCCAGACGCAGUUGCCGAAAAGGCGACCCAAAAAAGAUUUGUUUUGGGAUCGCUGUGAGGAAAUGUUCUUCGAUACGAAUAUUCAGGCAAAUGUCGUUAAGGAAAUGGUUAAGUCAUUAAAAUCUUAUUUGAAAGCAAACUGUGUGAAUGGGCAAAAACUGCAGUUCUACUCAACAUUCUUAAUUGGUAGUUUAUAUUGCGAUGGCAAUGUGCCAGAUACUAUCGAACAAUUAUUAAACUUGAUACAGCAACCUGAUGAUCGUCCGUGCAAGGAAAUUGAUGGCUUCCAUGAAGUUUAUUUGAAGUCCUAUUUAUAUUAACAAACUAAAU
Molecule: messenger RNA, 458 nt
Organism: Drosophila busckii
Lineage: Eukaryota; Metazoa; Arthropoda; Insecta; Diptera; Drosophilidae
Exons: 2
Coding region: 68-448 (126 amino acids)
Source: RefSeq, a predicted model, not a curated record